This is a messenger RNA of Mixia osmundae IAM 14324, 420 nucleotides long. RefSeq lists its product as uncharacterized. The coding region runs from base 87 to 332 and encodes 81 amino acids. The record is from RefSeq and is a predicted model, not a curated record. The transcript is spliced from 3 exons. Lineage: Eukaryota; Fungi; Basidiomycota; Mixiomycetes; Mixiales; Mixiaceae.
CAAGCUCAGGUGAUGUCGUCAUCGCGUCUACUAUCGCUCGAAUUCUCGUAGCUUGACGACGCGUGUAUCUGUCAGAGUGAAGCAAGAUGAGCUCCUAUAUCGUGAUGUUCCAUGACGACACGUCAGACGACGUGGUCAAGCAGACCAAGAAGGAGAUUACCGACUUUGGCGGCAAGAUUAACAAGGAAGACUUUGGCUUUGUUCUCCCCGGCGCAUUCGAAGCGACAAUACCCGAUCAGACUUUCCAAAAGCUGCAGUCGUCCAUCUCGACGAGCGCAACUUCAGGUCUCAAAGUGAUCGAACCCAACGGGACAGUGAAGAUCCAAGCAUGAUGAUGCUCAUUGGGACAACAAUAUGCGGCUCGAACCACGAGAGAGAGAGGAAUAGGAGGGUCUACUGUCUUGCAAAGUAGGCUUUUGU